Molecule: messenger RNA, 3411 nt
Organism: Peniophora sp. CBMAI 1063
Lineage: Eukaryota; Fungi; Basidiomycota; Agaricomycetes; Russulales; Peniophoraceae
Source: the annotation of a GenBank genome assembly
AUGACCGCGCACCCGUUUCCCGGCGCUCUGGGGGACGACGAAGGCUGGCAGCACGUCGAGUCUAAACACGGUGGCUACUCGAUCUUCAACAAGCACAUCGAGCGCUCGCAGCAGGACGACCGCGAGUACAGGCUCAUCCGCCUCGAUAAUGGUCUCCAGGCCAUGCUCGUGCACGACGCGAAGGCAGACAAGGCCGCGGCUAGCAUAGACGUCGGCGUCGGCCACCUGCACGACCCCGAUGACAUGCCAGGUCUCGCGCACUUCUGCGAGCACCUGCUAUUCAUGGGCACCGAGCAAUUCCCCAAGGAGAAUGAAUAUUCGGAGUAUCUCUCCAAAAACAGCGGUCAUUCAAAUGCUUUCACUUCCACGAUGAACACCAACUAUUACUUCAACGUGGCACCCGGUGCUCUAGUCGGCGCGAUCCAGCGCUUCGCAGGCUUCUUCCACUCUCCAUUGUUCGAUCCCUCGUGCACAUUACGCGAGCUCAACGCAGUCGACUCGGAGCACAAGAAGAACCACCAGGCAGAUCUAUGGCGUAUUUACCAGGUCAACAAGACACUCUCGCGCCCUGGCCACCCGUGGAACAAGUUCGGCACCGGAAACAAGGAAAGCUUGACGCGAGUUGGACGUGAUCUGAAGGCCAAGCAGACGGCUUCGAGUGGCAAUCUGAAGAAGCAGGCGUUGUCGGCAGCUUCAUCGGCCGCACAGAGUCUUGCUCCGUCGGCCGUACCUUCGCGUGCAGCAUCCCCCGCGCCUUCCGUCAGCUCAGUCUCGAGCGACGUCGAAGCGGAUGGAGGUGUCGUCGGUCGUGAGACGCGCCGUCGUUUGGUCGAGUGGUGGAGCAAGGAGUACUGCGCUGGCCGUAUGCGCCUUGCUGUCAUUGGCAAAGAGUCGCUCGAUGAUCUCACCGAGCUCGUUGUCAAGAACUUCUCGCCGAUUCUCAACCGCGCCCAGGAGCCUCUACCGCUCAUUCUCCAGAACCCGUUCGGAGAGAACGAGAAGGGUACCUUGGUGUCCGUUCAGACGAUUAUGAACUUCCAUUGUAUGGAGAUAUCCUGGCCUAUGGACUGGCAGCCUCCGCUCUGGCAGACCAAGCCGGGCUUACACCUGUCGGAUUUACUCGGCCACGAAGGACCUGGUUCACUGCAUUCGUACCUUAAGUCGAAGGGCUGGAUUACCGAACUCGUCGCCGGACCGCAAGCACUGGCUCGUGGUUUCCAGAUGUUCCGCGUUACUCUACACAUGACGGCCGAUGGCUUCCAACACUACCGCGACCUCAUGCUUGCCGUCUUCAACUAUAUCUCUCUGCUUAAGUCCUCCACGAUGGAGUUGUGGCAUCAACACGAGCUCGCGCAGAUCAGCGAAAUCCGCUUCCGCUUCCAAGAGAAACGUCAGCCACAGGACACCGCUGUCUCGCUCAGCCAGCAGCUCGCUAUGCCGUAUCCUCGCGAACUCGUCAUGAAAGCCGGUACCGUGAACUUCCCCUGGGACAGCGCGGACGGUGAGGGUCUCGCUGCUGCCCAACGACUACUCGCAAGCUUGAAGGUCGAGGAGUGCAGGACGGUGCUCAUGGGAAGGAAAGACGAACACGACAAGGUGGCCGGAGAGCAGGAAUGGUUGACGGAGCCGAUCUAUGGGACGCAGUACCGUGUUCAGCGGUACGACGAGGAGUUCAAGCGUGAAGCUGUGGCACCAAACACGAACGAGGCAUUUGCGCUGCCCAAGCCGAAUGACUUCAUUCCGCAGAACCUCGAUGUUGAGAAGAAGGAUGUUCCUGAGCCCGCGAAGCGCCCGCAUCUGAUCAAGGAGACGCCGUUGUACUCGCUCUGGCACAAAAAGGACGACCGGUAUUGGGUCCCCAAGGCUCACGCGCUCAUCGAACUUCGUACCCCCGUCGCCAACGACUCACCCAGGCAUAACGUCCUCGCCAAGCUCUACACCGAACUCGUCACCGACUCUCUCACUGAGUACGCCUACGCGGCCGAUCUCGCUGGGCUUGCAUACAACUUCGUCAGCUCUUCGAUGGGCGUGUACCUGUUCCUCAGCGGGUACAACGAUAAGUUGCAUGUGCUGCUGAAGGCUAUCUUGGAGAGGGCGAAGACGUUGCAGGUCAAGCAGGAUAGGCUCGAUGUCAUUCGGGAGCGCUUGGAGCGUGACUGGAAGAACUUCUUCCUCAAUCAGCCAUACAAGAUGUCGGACUAUCAUGGGCGGUAUGCGAUGAAUAAGAACCAGUGGACCGUGGACGAGAAACUGGCCGUUCUUCCCACGCUCACUAUCGCCGAUGUCCAGAACUUCGUUGCCGAGUUCACCUCCAGCUUCAAGGCGCUUAUUCUUGUAUCCGGUAACGUGUACAAAGACGAAGCGCUUCAAUACGCGAAGUCAGUGGAGGAUGUCCUCGGCGGAUCACCACUCUCAGGCCCCGACCCACACGACAUUAUUCUCCUUUUGCCCGAGGGCUGCAACUACGUCUGGGAAGGACCUGUACCGAACAAGGACGAGCCGAAUUCGGCACUCACUUACUACGUUCACUUCGGCGAGCACACUGAUCCCCGCAUGCGCGUGCGCGACUCAUUGCUCACGCAAAUCAUGUCUGAGCCGGCCUUCAACGUCCUCCGCACGAAGGAACAGCUGGGCUACAUCGUCUCUGCCGGUCAAUGGGUCGCGCCCGGAGGGGCCUAUGUGGGUCUGCGCAUCGUCGUGCAGAGCGAGCGUGGGCCGGUAUACCUCGAGAACCGUGUCGAUGCGUUCCUCGACCACAUGAAGGGCGUUCUCGAGGAGAUCCCGGAUGGUGAGUUUAAGGAGCAGAAGCAGGGGUUGAAGAACAAGUGGCUUGAGAAGCCGAAGAAUCUGAGUGAAGAGGUCUCGCGGUACUGGAAUCAUAUCGACUCCGGUUUCCACGACUUCUUGCGCCGCGAGAACGACGCUGCUUUGGUGGACGAGCUUACAAAGGAGGAGAUCCUCGCUCAUUUCAUGAAGCACGUUCACCCCUCUUCGCCCGCGCGCAGUAAACUCUCUAUCCACCUUCGCUCUCAGAAACCCCGUGCAGGCCACAUCUCCCGUCCAGCAGCCGACGCGUUUGAAGCCGCCGCGCGCGACGCAGGUCUACCCGUCGAUGAGAUCGAGUGGCGUGAGCUGUAUGCCGACGGUGAACCCACCGCAGCUGAAUUCGGCAAAUUCUGGCAGAGCCAACCUGCUCUGGGAAGCGUCGCUCCCCCGGUUGCGGCACAGCUACUAGGCAAGAUGCAAGCACUUGUGCUCGAGUUUCCAGCUGAGAAAGACGCGGAGGGCGUGUUAUCUGAGGGUGUGACUAGGAUCAAGGAUCUCGAUGCGUUUAGGAGGGAGCUGAGGGAGGCGCCGGUGCCGAAGAUGCCGCUUGUAGAGUGGAAUGAUCUGCCUGCACCACAUCUGUAG